This is a messenger RNA of Penicillium brasilianum, 3879 nucleotides long. Lineage: Eukaryota; Fungi; Ascomycota; Eurotiomycetes; Eurotiales; Aspergillaceae. The record is from the annotation of a GenBank genome assembly.
CAUCCAGACUACUCCGUGCCAACAAAACUAUUCAAGUGAAACAAGUGGCUGAGGAACGGGUACAAGAAUGUCUUGUGUUUGAUCUUUCCGUCUAUUACAAACGCGUUUGACUCGAUAGUGCCCGCCGUUCUAUGCUCCUACAUCAUGGACCCCUCCAAAGCCCCUCAGGGUGAUCCGCCUCCGCGGGUCCAUGAUAACGACCGAAACACAAUGGCGACGACGACACCAUCUCAAUGGGAUUUGUCGGACUCUUUGAAUCGCUUGACUCUGGCAAGUGCUGCGGCCGUUCCUUUACCUCCAUCGCCGUCUAGUUCACCUCCUCACGAUGGCGCGUUGCAACCAAAUCCCCCCAUCGCUAUCGCCGUUGACCGCGCGCCGACCCCGAAACGCGACUCCAGCUCUCACCCAAGUACGUCGCGUAACGAGCACGGUAGAACGCUCCCAGUCCUUCAGAAGAGAGCAUCUACUACAUCUUUGCGAUCUGUUUCCCAACCUGUUGGUCCCACGAUCACCAGUGCAAACGUGCCGGUACCAAAACGGACCCCCAGCUCCAACUCUCUACGUGACGAGCAUCGCAAAUCGAUCCCCACACUUCAGAAACGCCCAUCUACAGCAUCACUGAGAUUAACCGGUCCUACAUCUCCGAUCCCAGCCUCCGCACGUCGCUCUUCUCCCAACCACCCGGCAUCGCCAACAUCCUCUACCUCGCCCGCGAUGGCUUCGCGCCUGGCACUCUCCCCAACAGAGGCGCAAGCUCCGACAGCAGCUACGGUGGCUGCAGAACACUUUCGCAAAGAAGUAGAUUUGCACCAGAUCGUGGAUCUCAAGUCCAACACAGUGGUGGUUGUCCAUGAUGCCUGCUAUGGGCACCGAUUCUCGCGCCCCCGCGCCUCAAAGGCGGCACUGGCCUCAAUCGUGGAGAGACCCGAGCGCAUUCGUGCCUGUGCACUGGGAAUUUCUGCGGCAUAUGUCUCUAUGGGUCGUCGACAUGAGGGAGAACGGUUUGCGCUCCGGCCUGAUCUAGAUCUAUCUCUGCUUCCUCCCCCGCCUUUCCAGAUUCGCAAGACGUCACGCUCACUGCCACUUCAUGAUCUUGCCGUUACAAAUGUGCAUGGUGCUCAGUGGAUGACCGAUCUGAAAGGAAUGUGUGAUGUUGCAGAGUCGCGCCUCGCACUAGGCGGUAAGGAACUCGUUCGCCCGCGCCCCGAGGGCAGCGAGGGUGCUGUUAAUGCGCCAGAACUCCACUCUGGUGAUCUCUACCUCUGCUCCGAAUCACUUGAUGCAUUCCAGGGUGCUUUGGGUGGUGUAUGUGACGGGAUCGAUGCUGUUUUUGACCAAGGUCCGACUACGCGGGCCUUUGUUUGCAUUCGGCCACCCGGUCACCAUUGUUCCGCCGAUUUUCCUUCUGGCUUUUGCUGGGUCAACAACGUUCUUGUUGGAAUCUCUUAUGCGGCAAUCAACCAUGGGCUGACUCAUGCUGCUAUCCUGGAUUUCGAUCUACACCACGGUGAUGGGUCUCAGGAUAUCGUGUGGGACCACAACUACAAGGCAUCCAUGGCCGCGAAGAAUGCGCCAGCAUACAAGAAAACUGCGAUUGGAUACUACAGUCUCCAUGAUAUCAACUCCUACCCAUGCGAGGGCGGUGAACCGGACAAAGUGCGCAACGCGAGCGUAUGCGUUGAUGGUUCGCAUGGCCAGUCUGUCUGGAAUGUCCACCUGGAGACAUGGGAGAAUGAAGCCGAUUUUUGGGAAUUGUACCGGACCAAGUACAUUACCUUGAUCAACAAAGCGCGUAACUUCCUACGUGCUCAAUCCCAGCGACUCGCUCAGACUCCCGGCCGGCCUGCUCCCAAGGCUGCCAUCUUCAUUUCGGCUGGUUUCGAUGCUAGUGAAUGGGAGGGCAGUGGCAUGCAGCGCCACAAAGUCAACGUGCCAACCGAGUUCUAUGCUCGGUUUACGGCUGAUGUUGUGCGCAUGUCCCGGGAGGAAGGUCUUGGUGUGGAUGGACGGGUGAUCAGCGUGUUGGAAGGUGGUUAUAGUGACCGAGCUUUGACAAGCGGUGUCCUUAGCCACCUUGCCGGACUGGCUGAUUACAAUGCAUCCCUGGAUGAUUCUGUUCCCACUGGAGUUGAGUAUGAGAGCAAGUGGUGGUCUUCGGAUCACCUAUCCGAACUAGAGGCUCUCACCUCUCCGCAAAUCAAGCGUGAGAGAACGCCACCCACUUUCCUCGCUUCUACAAAAUCAUUCGAUGCAAAAGUCCUCUCUGCCAGUCGGGAUCGCAAGUCUUUCGGCUCUUACACUGGUGUCACUCCGCCACCUCCGGAUGUUGACUGGGCGACGGCAGCGUACGAGCUGUCCAAGGUUCUCAUUCCCGACGAGAGCCGCCAGACCAUGAGCUGUCAAGCCGAUGAUCUGAAUGCAGAGGCAUCUCGGCAGCGCCGUGAGCGCCAAUUAGCCUUGGAUGGUGUCAAAAUUGCGACUCUUCCACCCCCUCCGCCGCCGGAGGAGAGGCGUUUGCUACGCGUGCGAAAAACAAAGUCUCCAGCACCGUUUUCGCCGAGAGGAGCGACACCUCGGCAGCAGGCUAUGCGCAAGAACCGUCGCAGAACGAUUGAUGGGAAUGAUUUGCCUGAUACGUCGGGCGAGGUGUCUCCGUCUGUGGAUGCAGGCCGCAGGAAAAGUUCCAAUGCCAGCACGGUCUCAACUGAGCCCAUCAGUAUGGGCGAUUUGACUAGUGCACAAGGCGAACUCGUUGUGGACCCUGCGGUCGUGGCUACACCCACGAAGGUUUCCGACGCCAGAAGGACGAGUGGGCGGAUGGAUACCCCCAGACGGUCCGCAAGUCCCAGAAAAGCACCUCCAGUACCCAAGGUGCCAGCGGCUUAUCUGCCCUCAAACCCUACAGAUGAAGCCACGCCGACAUCACCUGCCAAUGAGGUCGAGAACAUCUCUGUUGGCUUUCAAAGGAUCAAGCUGAAACUGCCACCCCCCGAAGAGCAGGCAGCUCGCGAGAAGAAGGCGGCUGAAGAACGCAAAUCAAGAUUGACCAAGACUAAGACUCCCAAGUCCCCUGGCAGAUCGCCCCGAAAGGCCACCACUGCCAGAACACCUCGUGGAAAAACAUCACUUACACGCCCCCUCGUCGCAUCGGGCAGUUCGCCCCCUCGACAUCCUGGACUCGAACCCAUGAAACAGGGAAGGACCGAGACGCAACCCAUCUCUUUCCUACCGGACUCUGCCGAUUCCAGCAUGAUGGACGUGACUAUGCAAGAUUCAGAUUCCGCAGUCUCGCAGUGGCCUUCUGUCCCGUCCAUCCCGGCAUCGGUUUCCCAGGAACACUCUUCCUUCGGGACGAACACUUCACCACCAUUCACGCCGAAUCUCACACAAGCCCCUGAGUUCCCGGGUCCCCAAGCAAACACGUACACACCUCCGAUGGCCGCUGGACAAACCAAGCAAGGUCUCCCCGUUUUCACGUCUAGCAGUCCAAUUCCCUUUGCGUCGCCUGGGAAUAAAUAGACGAAUUCGGGACAGGAAAAUCAGCCGUUUCCACCCUCUGGACAGUAUCGGUCUUAGGGUGGCAGUGAGAGGUUUCAUCAUCUCCAUUCUUCCGAUUGAAACUAUGGCGUUAAAUGGUUCUGUAUUUUGCGUCAUAUACCCCUAUUUUUUAUGGUUGGAGAUGGUGUUUUGUACGGAUUUUGUAGGUUACAUAUCUUUCGUUGGAUUUCGUGGCUCGGGCGUUCUCGGUGCUUUGUGAUGUCUGUGGUCGUCCUUUUCUUGAUCGGUUUUGAUCGUUAUGUAGAAAUGACUGUAUGAAUCCACGUCCAUUUACUUGACCUUUCUCUUGAAAAUGAUCCCUCCUUAGUGUGGUAAUGGAGG